ACAAUAUAUGCAUAGUUGCAUACCCUCUUCAUUCUAUCUAGUCUUCUUCAUUUCACACUUUUUUGCCACUUUCUCUAUUCAAUUCUCCUUCACUUCUCAUAAUAAUAAUAAUAAUAAUGGCUUUGAGAAAAUCUACUAGGCUUCAUCAAGCACCACUUCUCAAGCAAAUUCUCAAGAGAUGCUCAAGUUUAGGGAAGAAGCAAGGCUUUGAUAAUGAUGUUCCAAAGGGUCACUUUGUUGUGUAUGUUGGAGAGAAUAGAAGCAGGUACAUUGUCCCAAUUUCAAUUCUAAGGUGCCCUAGCUUCCAAACCUUGCUCCAUCAAGCUGAAGAAGAGUUUGGUUUUGAUCAUGAAGGAGGUCUCACUAUCCCUUGUCAUGAGGAUGUUUUUGAGUCUCUUGUUACAUCAUCCAUUUAGGUCAUAGAUUCUUGCUUUUCUUCUUAUUUUGGAAAAAAAACAACAAAGCAUGUUAGAGAUCCAUUCACUACUUAUUUUAUAUUUUCUCGUCUACCAUAAAAAUAUUUGUCAUUUUAAAAAUUUAAUAUUUUUAUAACUCAACGUAUCUGGAUAUAUUUUAUAUCAAGAUAUAUUGAGUUGUUCGUAUAAUUAAAAUGACAGAUAUUUUGUAAUAUAUAGAAGAGAAAAAUAAAAUUUUCUCUCCUUUUAUUUCUUAUAUUUAUAUAUGUAUUAAUAUAUAUAGGAGAAGAGAUCCUUAUUUUAGAGUGACUCUAACCUCAAGAUGGGAAAAGUUAGGCCCUCAAGGAGUUCUUGUGGGUUUAGAUUGUAUAUGUACUUAGAAAGGCAACAUUUUUUUCAGCAGGGGUGAUGAAAAGUUUGUCAAAAUGUACCUUGUUGGAUAACUAAUUUUAAAGAGUUAUUGAUUGUGGUCU
Messenger RNA from Arachis stenosperma, 889 nucleotides. RefSeq names its product protein SMALL AUXIN UP-REGULATED RNA 51-like. NCBI's taxonomy places the organism in Eukaryota, Viridiplantae, Streptophyta, Magnoliopsida, Fabales, Fabaceae. The transcript has a single exon. Bases 117 to 416 code for a protein of 99 amino acids. Gene Ontology annotation, biological process: response to auxin. The record is from RefSeq and is a predicted model, not a curated record.